Microthlaspi erraticum is the source of this 1785-nucleotide messenger RNA. NCBI's taxonomy places the organism in Eukaryota, Viridiplantae, Streptophyta, Magnoliopsida, Brassicales, Brassicaceae. The record is from the annotation of a GenBank genome assembly.
AUGAGAGCCUCAAUAGGAGUCAUAUGGACAGUCUCUGUCCUUAUGCUCGCCGCUGUGUCUGAGGCCUUCUUCCCAUUCCCAUUCAUCCCAUUCCUCCCUGGCUUCAACAACGGCAUAAGGGACAAUGGAGCUGUGAAGGCGGCUGCGCAACAACAGCCUGCGGCAGCAGCUGGAAGAGGCGGAGGAAGAAGGCGGGGUGGUGGUGUAGAAGCUCAGACAAAUUGGCCUGGUAAGUGGGAGAUCUUCUUGCAAAACUCAGGUGUGUCAGCGAUGCAUGCCAUCCUGAUGCCAGUCAUCAACCAGGUCCAAUUCUACGACGCCACCAUUUGGAGAAUCUCAAAGAUUAAGUUGCCUCCAGGCAUUCCAUGUCACGUGGUUGACCCCAAGACCAACAGGAUCGAUUGUUGGGCUCAUUCGGUUCUUGUUGAUGUCAACACCGGUGCCCUCAAGCCUCUCUCCCUUUCCACCGAUACAUGGUGCUCAUCCGGAGGUCUAACCAUCAACGGAACAUUGGUGAGUACCGGAGGAUACGGAGGAGGAGCCAACACCGCGAGGUACCUAGCCGCCUGUAAAAACUGCGGGUGGGUCGAAUACCCUCAGGCAUUGGCUGCCAAGAGAUGGUACUCAACCCAAGCCACUCUCCCCGACGGUAACUUCAUCGUUGUUGGAGGACGUGACGCCUUGAACUACGAAUACAUCCCAAGGGAAGGACAGAACAACAAGAAGCUCUACGACUCCAUGCUCCUCAAGCAAACAGACGACCCGGAAGAGAACAACCUCUACCCUUUCGUGUGGCUUAACACCGAUGGCAACCUCUUCGUUUUCGCGAACAACAGGUCCAUCCUCCUAAGCCCCAAGACCAACAAGGUCGUCAAGGAGUUCCCUGCGCUCGCGGGUGGUGCUCGUAACUACCCGGGAUCAGGUUCCUCCGCGCUCCUCCCCAUCCAGCUUUACGUUCAAAACCCUAAAGUCAUCCCCGCUGAGGUCCUCGUCUGCGGUGGAGCCAAACACGACGCGUACGCUCGUGCCGGCAAGAAGAUAUUCGAGCCCGCGUUGCAAGACUGUGCCAGGCUAAGACUCAACAGCGCCAAGCCAAGAUGGAAGAGCGAGAUGAUGCCGACGCCAAGGAUCAUGAGUGACACUGUCCUCCUCCCCAACGGAGACGUGCUUCUUGUCAACGGUGCUAAACGUGGUUGCUCAGGAUGGGGCUACGCCAAGGACCCAGCCUUUGCUCCCAUCUUGUACAAGCCCCGUGCUCGUCAAGGCAAGCGUUUCAAGGAGCUCGCAACCUCCAACAUCCCACGUAUGUACCACUCCACCGCCAUCGCUCUCCCCGACGGCAAGGUUCUUGUCGGCGGCAGCAACACCAACGACGGUUACAGGUACAACGUCGAGUUCCCAACGGAGCUCCGCGUCGAGAAAUUCUCACCACCUUACCUCGACCCGGCUCUAGCCAAGAUGAGGCCAAAGAUCAUCAACACCGCAACACCGAAACAGAUCAGAUUCGGACAGAAGUUCAACGUAAGAGUCGACCUUCAACAGAAGGACGUGACCAAGGAGAAUCUCAAGGUCACCAUGUUGGCUCCUGCCUUCACAACGCACAGUAUCUCCAUGAACAUGAGGCUUCUCAUGUUGGGUGUUGCUGAUGUCAAACCUGCCGGUGGUUCGUUCGAAAUCCAGACCGUCGCACCUCCCAACGGAAACAUCGCACCACCUGGUUACUACCUUAUCUUCGCCGUCUACAAAGGUGUUCCCAGCAACGGAGAAUGGAUUCAGAUUGUCUAA